CCGAGCCUGGGUCACCUUCAGCGCAGGGGCUGGUGCCGAGGGCUCGCUGCAGGGCCUGGCUGCCCGAGUGCCUCUGCGCCGGGGCUGUUUGUGGAGCUGGAGAAGCUGCCGGCCUGCACAACUGUUCCCACAGUUGGAGCGGCGUCCUGAGCAGUGUGUGGGUGGCACUGCUCCACCAACAUCUGUUACCUCAUGUUUUCUUUCUCGCCUUUCCGGGAAAGCUGACUGUUAACCGCACGUAACCCCACGGUUGUGCAAAAGAAGGGGGAGGCCGGCUGCAUCUCAGACUGCCCCGGGAGGGGGGUUCCUGCAGGACCGCCGUCUCUCCGAGGGAGGAAGGGCAUGGGGAACAGUGUGCUGGCCGUGCUCGCCUGCCCGUGCUCGGGUGGCAGACAGCCGGGGCCGGGGUCUCAUUCGGAUCUGGGUAACUUUCUGGACAGGUCUCUUUGGGGGAGCAUCUUUCUGGCGUCUCGCAGCUGCGCUCCCGGCCAGGAGGUGUGGCGUCCCGGCACAGCCGGAGAUGGCUUCCCGCUGGCCAAAGCCCCGUGAAAGGCAGUCGCUCUGGCCGGGGGAGCUACCUGUGGCUGUGUCAUCUCAGGGCAGCUCCCCAGCGCGCGCGGGCGCGUGUUUGUGCUCCACAGGACCGCUCGCUGAGCGCGAGCUGUUUACGUGCAUCGGACCCCAUGAUAGGCUUCUCCCUACCUCAGGACUUUAUUCAAAACAUCAUGUACUUGAUGACGAGAAGUUUUGUUUGAUAGGAAUGUAGCCUUUACCCUCGGUCAUAAGAGCUUGCGGUGCAGAUGGACUUUGCCAGGCAGAACACUCAUGUACUCCCACAGCCAGAUUGUAGGAGGGCAGGGAGAAGUCAUCUGAUAAAAGCGAACAUCCUGGCCAACUCUUCCAGCAAGAUUAUGUUGCUGACAAUUGCCAAGGGGCCCUGCUAGAACAUCCCGUGUUGGAGGCCGGGGAGAUGCUUCUCCCUCCGCUCUUGUGUAAUGAUGGGGGCAAUGCAGGGAGGAGGGUGAGCUCGGGCGCGAGGGAAAGGUGGCAGAAACCUGAGAGCUGCAGGUUCCUUGCGCUAAUCUGUCGUUUUUCUGUCUUGUCUGACUUUCAAGAGUCCAUCGUAGGGAACUGUAUGGACAGGAGUUCCCCCGGCCAAGCGAUGCAGGUGCCUGACCACAACGGACUGGGCUACCCCGUGCGACCCGCCUCCAGUGAGCACCCGCGGCCCAGGACCCUGCAGAGACAUCACACCAUUCAGAACAGUGAUGAUGCCUACGUGCAGUUAGAUAACUUGCCUGGAAUGAGUUUAAUGGCAGGAAAAGCACAGAGCUCUGCUCGGAUGUCUGAUGCCGUCCUCAGCCAGUCGUCGCUGAUGGCCAGUCAGCAGCUGCGCGACAGGGAGAGCGAGGAAUGCGGGGAGAGUUUGGAAGGUCAAGAGCAUCCCAACCUAGGUGAUGGCAACCAGCAUCUAAACACCUCCUGUUACCCAUCGACCUGUAUUACAGACGUCCUACUGAGCUACAAGCACCCGGAGGUGCCCUUUGGCAUGGAGCAGGCAGGGGUGUAACCAGGAGGGAGUUUUACGUACAGCUUCGAAACGAAAAGGUCCAUUUUAAACCAACAGUAUCUAGCAGCAUUGCGCCAAAUUGCCGUAGUAUUUCUGACUAACUGGAAUACCAUGGCCCCUUUCCUCAUAAUCAGUUCAUCCAGUGUGUCGUUCCUUUGGUUUCUUUAAUUUUUGCCAUAUUUGCCUGUAACUCCAGCUAUCACAGAAAUAACCAGAGAACCUGAGUCCUACAUGUCGGCAGAGGAUUCACGGAGCCUGAGCACUGAGUCUGGUUUGGAGGGCUUCUACUGACCAGGGCCAGGCGG
Egretta garzetta (little egret) is the source of this 1875-nucleotide messenger RNA. Its product is annotated as serine/threonine-protein kinase SIK3-like. The transcript has 4 exons. The record is from RefSeq and is a predicted model, not a curated record. NCBI's taxonomy places the organism in Eukaryota, Metazoa, Chordata, Aves, Pelecaniformes, Ardeidae. Bases 971 to 1570 code for a protein of 199 amino acids.